Molecule: messenger RNA, 2359 nt
Organism: Saccoglossus kowalevskii
Lineage: Eukaryota; Metazoa; Hemichordata; Enteropneusta; Harrimaniidae
Product: centrosomal protein of 83 kDa-like
Biological process (GO): cilium assembly; establishment of centrosome localization
Cellular component (GO): ciliary transition fiber; centriole; centrosome
Source: RefSeq, a predicted model, not a curated record
CGCAUGCGCGAGAAGAACACCGCCAUUUCCGCAGUAUUCCGUUGGACUUGUUUUCGUCAACGUUCGGUUGGCCAUAUCUGUUUUUUUUUCUUUAAAAAUCUUUCAGUUUCGAUGCACGAGUGAAUUUCAGUAGUGCAUGUUGUUCAAAGGGCUGCUAGGUCUAGUUAUCAGCAAGUAAAUUUUUAUUUCACUGAUCAGUAAUUCUAUUGAGUCAUGAUGGCAUCAAGUGGACCUCUAUCUGCUAGCUUUCCAAUGCAAGGAACUCUUCCAAAACUGGCACAGGAAACAGAAUUACAGAAGAUGUUGACAGACGAGAGAAUGAGAUGUGAAAUGCAUAAAACUAACUAUCAAACAUUGAAAGCAGAACAUCAAAGAUUACAGGAUGAGUUACAGAGAGUCCAGUCAAACCUUGAUAGACAGACAGAAGAGAGUAGAAUGAUGGAGGAGAGAUGCCAAACAUUAGUAUCAAGAGCCAGGAAAGAAUUAUCAGAGAAGACAGCAGAAGUAGAGGAAUUUAAAACACAGGUUGUAACACCACAGAAGAUGGAGCUAAUGAGACUUAAGAUUGCAGACGAACUUGAACACCCAUACAGAGAAAGACUUGGCAGAAUGGAUUCUGAAGUGGAGAAGUACAGAAGUGAUUUCAACAAGCUGAGAUAUGAAUACUCAUUUUUGAAGCAGGAGUAUGAACAUGAAAAAGCAGAAGCAAAAAGGAUGAUGGAUGAAAUGAAGAUUCAGUAUGAAACUGAGGAUGCACAAAGAAACAGGGUGCUGCAGCGUGAGAAUGCCCAACUCCAUUUAAAAAUUAAAGGUCUUCUUACUGAGUUGGAAGAAAUUCGAGCACAGAGAGAACAGGCUGGAUUGCAGUCAGAUCACAUAGCUAGAAUGCAGUCAAAACAGCUAUCUGAAAAUGCUGCCAUGGUCAAAACAUUAGAAGCUGAAAAGGAAUCAUUGAAAUUGCAUGUAGAUCAGUUGCAACAAGAGCUCAGUACUGCACUUGACAUGCAGAAAACACUGAACACUAGGGCACAUGACUUAGAAAGGGAUAAAACAUCUUUAAAAAGCCAACUAGAAGAAAUCACCCAUAGAGGAAAAAUUGACAUGACUAACAUGAAAAUGGAUCUUGUGAAAAGUAAAGGGGAAUUGGAAAGGCAACGGGAUACACUGGCACAUGAAUUAGAAGGCUAUAGAACAAAAGUGGAAGUACUUCAAUACUCGUUGGACACGCAGACAACCACUUUGGCAGAAAAAGAAAAGGAAAUGGUACGCAAGGUUCAGUCUGUGAGGGAAGAAGAAUGGGAAAAGAUUAACAAACUGGAAAAUGAAAAGCUUGAAUUAGAAGCCAAGUUGCAAGAAAUUGAGAGAAGAAAAGUUGAAGAAGAGUCUAGAAAGGCAGAUGAAAAAGAGAGGAUAGAGGACAGAAUUAAGGAUGCUGAAACUAGGAGAGAAGAAUCCGAAAAGGAGUGCCUUGUUCUGAGAACAAAGCUUGAGCAGAGAAGCUCAUUAAAUGAUCAGCUACAUCAUGAAACACAGCAAAAUACUGAUCUCAGGGAAAAACUGCAUCAAAUCAGAACAGAACUUCAAAGUCUGCAAGGUGUGGAACAAGAACUAUCAUCAGAGAAUGAGAAACUAAACAAUAAAGUUGAGCUUUUGGGCAAUGAGCUCAACAUGGCUGUUGCCGAGAUUGAGAAAGCAGAAGAAGCAAACCAUAGGCAGUUGGAUCAACAGAGAGUUGGAUUCAUUGAUGAAAAGCAACAGUUACAAAAACGUAUUGACGAGAUGGAGCAGCAUAUAUCAGAGAUACAUGGCAGGAUGGAUAGAAUGACAAGUACACAUAAAAAGAAAAAGAAGCAAUAUAUAAAGAUUGUGAAACGUGUUAAAGAAAAGUUACAGAUAUCUAAUGCCAAACUGGAAGAGUUGGAAAUUCAAAAACAAGCAUUGAAAAAAAAUGUACCGCAAGAAACGUAUGUAAAAUUGAAACGUCAGUUGCGGGAUAUGUACCAGCGUCAUCAAGAAUACCGUCAUCUCAUACUCAACGGUGCAGUUGGUGAAUUCAGUUUUACACAAGCAGCAAUGCCUCUGGGUCAAUCCACUGGGCCUUGGUCAAGUCUUAUAGAACCGGAAAACCAACAUCAGCAGGAUUUGGCAGCAUUGCGAGAAAGACUGGAUAACUUAGAUGGCAAUCAGCGAUUACAACUUGAUGAGUUAAUUGGUAACAUGGAACCAUCUAAGCUUUAUGAUAAUGAUAAAGAAAACGCAUCCAGUGUUGACGGAAAACACACUGAUAAUGAAAAUCUUUGAUUCUUCUAUAAAUUAAAGUUGUUUAAAAAUAACAAUGGAAUAAAGGAUAUGAAACAAA